CUUCUCGAACGAAGAGUUGGAUGAGUUAGGCCUAGAUUGAGGAAACCGGUUAGCUUCGUGUUGAGCCUCGAACUUCACCACAGUCCGUCGUUGGUCACGGCACACAGUUGUUCGUUACUACGUUAUUUUCCUCGUUCGACUAUAUUCGUUCGCCUGGCGUUAUUGCUUCGCGUAUUUUUAAAAAAUAUUUCAAUCGUGCGGGCCUUUCGCGUUACAUGUGCAUCGAUACCACGUAUUUUUUCGUCUAGAUUUUCGCGGUCACGACGUUUUAUGUCAUUCAUCGCGUCAAGAGAAUGUGUUCGAUUGUUUGAUCGAUCGUCUUGGAAAUUUUCUCUCGCUGAUCCAGGGCCGGAAUGCUGGAAACACAGGAGAGAGGAUACUUUCAUUGGGCAGAUUGGCUCGUGUUCGCGUUGAUGCUCACCGUAUCUGCCGCCGCAGGAUUAUGGCAUUACAGAAGGGCGCAGAAGUCGAGCACGGAAGAUUAUCUUCUAGGAGGAAAGAGUAUGGCCCUCUUCCCCGUGUCCGCGUCCCUCAUCGCCAGUUUUAUAUCCGGCGUGACGAUUCUUGGAACACCGGCUGAAAUAUACAACUUCGGCACCCAAUACUGGAUCACCAUUAUUUCGAUAUUAUUCUCUGGUCUAGUGGUUGCCAUAAUUUAUGCCCCAGUAUUCGUUGCACUGGGAUUAAAUUCGGUUUACGAGUAUCUGGAGAUAAGGUUCAAUCGAGGCGUAAGGACCCUCAUAUCGUUGAUCUUCGUUAUUGACGUGGUCCUUUACCAAUCGAUCGUGGUCUACGUUCCAGCUUUGGCGCUAAAUCAAGUGAGCGGUAUUGAUGUACAUUUGAUCGGGAUCACUGUGUGCCUCGUGUGCAUGUUCUACACCGUUCUGGGCGGUAUCAGGGCAGUGGUUUGGACGGAUGCGCUUCAGGUUGGAGUCAUGAUCGCCGCUGUUCUCACUGUUAGCGUACUGGGCACUUAUCAAAUUGGUACCGCUGAAAUAUGGAAGAGGUCACUGGAUGCCAAUAGAAUUGAAUUUUUGAAUUUCGAUCCGUCUCCUUAUACAAGACACACAGUGUGGACCGUGUUAAUUGGUUCAUGGCUCUACAGUACUGCUUACAUAGCUGUAAACCAAACCAUGGUGCAACGGUACAGGUCACUGAAGGAUCUGAAAACGUCCAAACUAUCAUUAGCGAUAUUUACUAUCAGUAUUAUGUUAUUCAUUUCACUAUGCUGCUGGUCCGGUCUUGUCCUCAUAGCCUGGUGGUCUCCGCCUAAGUGCGACCCUAGGGCUUCCGGUCUAAUCACAGCCGACGAUCAAUUAUUGCCCGCUUAUGUGAUGGAAAUUGCGAGCCACUUACACGGAGUACCUGGUCUCUUCAUAGCCGGGAUUUUCGGAGCAGCUCUUAGCACCCUUUCCGUGGGCUUCAAUUCAACAUCAGUGGUGCUUCUGGAAGAUUUCGUGAAGGGUUGCUUCGGUAUGAAACUAAGCGAUCGAACAUCUACCAUUUUUGUGAAAUGUGUGGUUGUCAUACUUGGUUCCACAGCUAUGGGCUUGAUAUUCCUGGUUGAAAAAUUGGGAGGAGUUUUAGUUAUUACCGGAAGUCUAGCAGCCAUUGCUGCUGGUACCUCUUUUGGAGUAUUCACGCUAGGUAUACUCAUUCCAUGGACAAAUUCUAAGGGUGCGUUCGUGGGUGCCAUCACGGGAUUCGUGAUCGCAGGCUGGGCGAGUUUAGGUGCAAAUUGGUCUAUCGGUGCCGGGCUGCUGGUCCCUAAGAAACUUCCGGUGCCCCUCUCCCAUUGCCCAGGCAAUAUCUCCGAAAGUUUCCUCAAGCAGUUUGAUCGUCCGGACGAAGACAGCGUGUUUCCUCUUUAUCGAUUAUCGUAUCAUUGGUUCACUGGUUUGGGUACGUUGAUCGUCAUCGUUGUGGGUAGCUUCAUUAGUUGGUGGACUGGUCCCACCGAUCCUUCUUCCAUCGAUAAAAGACUGCUUUCACCAAUAAUUCACUCAUUGUUGCCUAAACCUAAAUAUCAGAAUGGCGUUAGUCCCGAAACCGUGAGCGCAAAUGUCGAGCUAGCAACGACAACAAGACUUUUAUUAUCCGAUUUAAAGAAGAAGAGGAGAAGUCAAAAUUUCCCUAAUGGUUUCACAACAUAGCCACGCAUCGAGUUCUGCUAUUAGUUCACUGAAUAUUUCCAGACAACGGAGUUAAACCAUUGCUAUGCGAUUGGAAACGAUGCUCUGUACACUUGAAUCUCGAAAGCAAAACUUUCGCAGUUCCAAAUCGAACACCGGUCGAUCGUGAAAUUUUUCAUCGAUCCUCCGUCGAUACUAACUUAGGUCUCAAUCAUAGUAUUCGCGUUCUACUCACCGACAAUAGUUGUAGAUCGACUGAUAAAGUCGUAGACCGACUCGCACGAAAG
This is a messenger RNA of Habropoda laboriosa, 2419 nucleotides long. RefSeq names its product sodium-coupled monocarboxylate transporter 1-like. The transcript has 15 exons. Gene Ontology annotation, molecular function: symporter activity. The record is from RefSeq and is a predicted model, not a curated record. Gene Ontology annotation, biological process: transmembrane transport; sodium ion transport. The coding region runs from base 354 to 2153 and encodes 599 amino acids. Gene Ontology annotation, cellular component: membrane. NCBI's taxonomy places the organism in Eukaryota, Metazoa, Arthropoda, Insecta, Hymenoptera, Apidae.